Messenger RNA from Miscanthus lutarioriparius, 1170 nucleotides. Lineage: Eukaryota; Viridiplantae; Streptophyta; Magnoliopsida; Poales; Poaceae. The record is from the annotation of a GenBank genome assembly.
AUGAUGAGCCGUGCUCGAUCGUCUUUGUUCCUAGCACCAAAUCUUUCCUCCCUACGGACUGAACUUUCAUCUCAGGAAAGAACAGGAGGAGCCAAGAAAGAAGAGAAUCCUUACUCCAGCAUCAUAGGCGGUAUUUAUUCUGAGAUAAACAUAAGGGUCUUCUCCUAUGCUGAGUUAAGAUCUGCCACAGACAACUUCAACCGAACGAACAAAGUAGGUCGAGGUGGCUUCGGUACAGUUUAUAAGGGAACCAUUCGAAAUGGGCGAGAGGUCGCGGUAAAAGUUCUUUCUGCUGAAUCCAGUCAGGGCAUCAGAGAAUUCUUGACAGAAAUUGAUGUCAUUACUAACGUGAAGCAUCCCAACCUUGUUGAAUUAAUUGGCUGUUGCGUUGAAGGAAAUAACAGGAUUUUGGUAUAUGAAUAUCUUAAAAACAGCAGUCUUGACCGUGCACUGUUGGGUUCUAACAGUGAGCCCGCUGACUUCACCUGGAGCAUAAGAUCUGCUAUAUGCCUUGGAGUUGCUCGAGGCCUUGCUUACCUGCAUGAAGAGAUCGCAUCACCAAUUGUACACAGAGACAUCAAGGCUAGCAAUAUACUACUUGACAAAAAUUACGUCCCCAAGAUCGGGGAUUUUGGUCUGGCCAAGCUAUUUCCUGAUAAUGUCACCCAUAUCAGCACCCGAGUAGCUGGAACAACAGGCUACCUUGCACCUGAAUAUGCAUGGCAUGGCCAGCUAACCAAGAAAGCGGAUAUAUACAGUUUUGGUAUCCUUGUCCUGGAGAUAGUGAGUGGCACAAGUAGUUCCAGGAGCAUACUGAUGGAUGACAAGGUUCUCCUAGAGAAGCCUAACUCUGAACAUUCACAGCAGACAUGGGAGCUAUAUGAAGCAAAGAGGCUCAAGGAACUGGUGGAUCCAGCCCUUGUAGAUUACCCUGAGGAAGAAGUCAUCAGGCCGACGAUGUCCCAGGUUGUGACCAUGCUGUCCAAGCCCAUCCGGAUCAACGAGAGCGAGCUGACGGCGCCAGGUUACCUCCACGAGAACAGCAGGAGGAGCCCCGGGUCCGAGGCCACCGUUUCCAGCAACUACAGGUUCAAGAACUCGGCGUCCGAGGAUUCCAACAUGUUCAGCACGGUUGUGCCACCAACGGUGACUGAGAUGAGCCCCAGGUGA